CUAUCUGUCGUGAGCUUCUCCUUUCAGACAUACAUAUGUAAAUGGACGUAAUAUUAUUUAGUUAUAUUUUACUUUUAUAAACCAUUGAAUAUUAUAAUUUGAGAAACAAGAAUUUUCCAAUUAGAUCAACUUUUCCAAUUAAACCCAAAAAGGAGAAGAAGACUAUUCCAGUAUAAUAGGGGGGCCCGGUCUACGUGGAAUAAAAAUGUGGUUGAUACAUAACUGAAGACUUGCACAAGUUCCAAGUCAAGCAGCUGUAUCAAAGGAUCCUAACCAUGGCUAUAAAUUAAAUUACAUGGCAGCAAAGCCCGUUCAUAUAUACAGAGGCAUUUUAUCCUCAUCUCUCUAGUUUGCACAUCUUCUUCUUUUUUCCCACUAUGACGUUGCAUGUGUUCUCUUGUUUAUUUGCUUUGAUCUUCUUGGUUAAUACUCUUGUUUCUCUACCUUCUCGUCGUCUUGACCAAGUCGAGAGCCUUCUCUCUUUCAAAAACGAGUUUCUUCUGUCAUGCAACAAAUCAGUGACAAACUCUUGGAACCGUGACGCUAUCUCCUUCGAUGGGGUUUUGUUUGAUAAAGACACUGGUGGUGUCACGGAGCUAAAACUUCGUGGUGCGUGUCUCAGCGGCACUCUCCAUGCUAACAGUAGCCUGUUCAAAUUAUACCAGCUCAGAUAUCUGGAUCUCUCUCGCAACAACAUUUCCUCUUCAUUACCCGCAGAGUUUGGCCGACUCGCCGACUUAGAGUUCUUGGAUCUUCACCAAAACCGCUUCACUGGAGAGCUUCCAUCCUCAAUCAGCAACCUAGGCGUUGCAAACACCACCGUAUUAACCAAGCUUCAUUUUCUAGACAUUUCUAACAAUAGUUUCCAAGGAAAAGUGCCCGAAUGGUUAUGGAAUCUUCCUUCUUUGACCGCUACUAAUCUAUCUCACAACUCCUUUGAUAGUUUCCCAAACGUUUCACCAACCGUGAAGCACUUGGUCGCAUCAAACAACAACUUCACAGGAGAGAUUCCUCUUUCAUUGUGCAAUCCAAGGAACCUAUUAGUCCUUGAACUAUCGAACAACAGCUUAACUGGUGCGGUUCCAAGAUGCCUGAGUGAAUCAAUAACAAUGUUGAAUCUCCGUCGCAACAACCUUACAAGCCUUCCCGACACAUUCUUCAACAGCUCACUGAAGAUGCUUGACGUCGGCCACAAUCAAAUAAGUGGGAAGCUUCCAAGGUCUCUUGAACAUUGCAAAGGCCUAGAGUUUGUAGAUGUGGAGAGCAACGCCAUCGAUGACACGUUUCCUUUCUGGUUGAAGGAUCUGCCGAAUCUGACAGCACUUAUCUUAGGAUCAAACAGAUUCUACGGUCCUAUAUAUUCUCCUCAGUACCCCCUGACGUUUUCAAAACUGAGGAUCAUUGACAUAUCACGUAACAUGUUUGACGGGAGCCUGCCACCAAAUUACUUUGUGAAUUGGAGUGCAGCCAUCAGUAGUAGUAGUAGGCUUGAGUAUGAUCGACCGCGAGUGAAACUUCUUAACACAUAUGGAAGCAUUGAUUUCUCUGGAAACAGAUUUGGAGGAGAGAUUCCAGAAUCCAUUGGUCUUUUGAAGUCGCUCCUUGCCCUCAACUUAUCCAACAAUGGUUUCACCGGUCAUAUUCCAUCGUCUCUAGCUAAUCUCACAGAGCUUGAGUCACUGGACAUAUCUAGUAACCAACUUUCUGGGACAAUUCCACAAGAGUUAGGGAAGCUCUCCUUCUUGUCGUAUAUUAACAUGUCCUACAACAAACUCACUGGGGAAAUACCACAGGGUACUCAAUUUCAAACGCAAAAUGAGUCUGCAUUUGAAGGGAAUAUCGAUCUAUGUGGCUUUCCUCUUCAAAAGAGUUGCUCCAUGGCAAAUGUAUCAUCCCAUGCUUCCAAACCAAUGCAUAACCUCAAUUCCCGUAAACCCUUGCUGCUAUUCUCGUUCCUCAUAGUCUUUCAUUUUGUUCUCUCUUUCUCUUUUCCACUUUCAACAAGUUUGUAGCAACUUUUGAAUGCAGUCUCUUUGUAAGUUUGUGUUUACUUUAAAUAAUCAACCUAAUGAUCAUAUUUUA
Brassica napus (rape) is the source of this 2082-nucleotide messenger RNA. Its product is annotated as receptor-like protein 54. NCBI's taxonomy places the organism in Eukaryota, Viridiplantae, Streptophyta, Magnoliopsida, Brassicales, Brassicaceae. The transcript has a single exon. Gene Ontology annotation, molecular function: protein binding. Bases 378 to 2012 code for a protein of 544 amino acids. The record is from RefSeq and is a predicted model, not a curated record.